Messenger RNA from Melanotaenia boesemani (Boeseman's rainbowfish), 2416 nucleotides. It is a transcript of the gene lipib, whose product is annotated as lipase, member Ib. Gene Ontology annotation, biological process: lipid metabolic process. NCBI's taxonomy places the organism in Eukaryota, Metazoa, Chordata, Actinopteri, Atheriniformes, Melanotaeniidae. The coding region runs from base 262 to 1632 and encodes 456 amino acids. The transcript is spliced from 11 exons. Gene Ontology annotation, molecular function: carboxylic ester hydrolase activity; lipase activity. The record is from RefSeq and is a predicted model, not a curated record.
UCCUCGCACCCUGUUACUUCAUCUCAUUUGCUAAUUGCUCUUACAACAGUUUUUCUUUCUCCCUCUCUCUCCCUCCAUCUCAUCCCUUCUAGAAACUGAUCCUUUAGUGAAGGCACCACCUCCCCUCCCUCCUCCUUGUUGCCAUCACAUAAAUCCCUCUUUGGUUUGCUCAGUCCCUGUUUCACCCUGCAUUUGGUCUCCUGUUUCUCCGUGCGUCUCUACAUUGAUCUUUGCCUCUGGAUCUCCGUGGCCGUGGGAAGGAUGCUGCCCCACAGACUGCUGGGUCUGCUGGGACUCCUUGUGCUCUGCAAAGGCCAAGCGGAAAACAAGACGGAAAAAUCCUGUGAUGACUUCACCGACCUCAACCUGUCCCACUGCUUCUUAGGAACCAGACUGUAUGUCCGGCUGCUGCUCUACACCCGCUCCAACCUGGACUGCGGCCUCGAAAUAAAUCAUCACCAUCUGUCUUCUCAGCCUCUCCUCAACCUCCAACGUCCCACCACCUUCGUCAUUCAUGGUUACCGACCCACCGGCGCACCGCCCAUCUGGAUCAACCACAUAAUCCACCUGCUGGCGGAGCAGGAAGACAUGAACAUCAUCGUGGUGGACUGGAACAGAGGAGCAGCAAAUCUCAACUACUUUACUACGGUGGCUUAUACAAGAGAAGCUGCCCAGAACCUGACCGGCUUCAUCAUGGAAAUGGAGGAGGAAGGAGCGGCUCUGAGCUCAGUUCACCUGAUCGGCGUCAGUCUGGGAGCUCACCUGGCUGGAUAUGUAGGAGCAAACCUGAAGGGGAAGAUUGGCCGUAUCACAGGUUUGGAUCCAGCCGGGCCUCUGUUCGCCAGUGCUACACCGGAGGAGAGGCUGGACCCCUCAGACGCCAUGUUUGUGGAUGUACUUCACACCGACAUGGACUCGUUCGGACUAAGAGGAGCUCAUGGCCACAUCGAUUUCUACGCCAAUGGUGGAGUUGACCAGCCAGGAUGCCCCAAAACCAUCUUUUCAGGUAAAUCUUACUUCGUGUGCGACCACCAGCGCUCAGUAUUCCUGUUCUUGUGCUCUCUGAACCGAACCUGCCACCUCACGGGCUACCCCUGUGCAUCAUACACUCACUUCCUGGAUGCCCGGUGUCUGCAGUGUGAGGCCUUUAAACCCGCUUCCUGUCCCGUUCUCGGUUAUGACGUCAGCCAGUGGAGGGAUACUCUUCUACGACUCGGACAGACCAAAGUCUUCUUCAGCACCACCGGCACUUUACCCUACAAGAAGCUGAGCUACAGGGUGGAUAUGGUGACGUGGAACCAGUACCUCCGCUGGGGAGUCGUUUACAUCCGGCUGCACAGUGGCAGGAACUUCACAGAAACCCGCAUAGACCAUAAGCUCCUCCGAUUCGAGCAGUACACUUCCACAAGGCUGCUGGCCCAGUUUGACGAGGACCUGCAGCACAUCCAGAAGAUUUCCAUGCGAAUCAACACUGGGAACAUCAUCGGCCCCCGUUACAAAAUCAGGCUGUUGAGGAUUCGCUUCACUCCACUGGAGCAUCCUGACAGGCCGUUGAUGUGCCGUUUUGACAUCAUCGUGGAGGAAAACAUGGAGGUGACGUUCCGGCCUUUGCCUUGUACCUCUCAACUCUGACUCAGCAAACUUCUGACAUCCUAAAACCUGAGACUCAGUUGUCUACUAGGUACAGCCCUGUCACCACAUGAAGAUCCAGAGACCUUAAAGGAGGUCCAGUUGCUUCAUCGCUGCAGGCUGAGGAAGGCGGCAAACCGGGUUAUUAGAACCAGAAACUGGAAACACGACUCAUGAUAAACUGAGAGAAUGAGAAACAUAGAUAGAUUUACAGUAUGAAGGGGUUAUACAUGAGAGACUUGGAUCAUGCUGCAGUUUUCUGUAGGAAGCUGCUUUGCUUCAUUUCUUGAAUGCACCUUGAAAAUAUCUAUUUUAGUGAAUUCCCUCAUCAGCUGAAAAAAAUGAUCCCUGCAUUUCCCUCCAACCUUUAAUCCAGUUACACAACAUAGAAACGGACUGAAAAUGAACCAUUUUUGUUUCAGCUCUCUGAGAGAUAUGAAGAAACCUAAACCUUUAGAUAGUCUCAGUGAACUAAACCCAACUAAAAUGCAGCUCCUCCUCUUUGUGCCUUGUACCAGCAGCCCUUCUCAAUGAGAUGAAUCAAGUACACUGGAAGCGCAUAACACUGAGCGUACCAUCCACCAAGGGAAAGGCUGAGAACUCAACACCAACGCUGCCGUGACGCUUGUCGUUUCAGUUUUAUCCUUUAAAACGUGGAAAGCUGCAGACUUACAUGUUUGUGUGGAAGAGGAAGCUGGAACUUCAGCUGAGCAGCCAAUACAAGCUCCGCCUCCAGUGUGCAAUUAAUAGAAAAUACUGAAAAUCUAGUUUCUUUUUUUACUAUUGU